Molecule: messenger RNA, 7502 nt
Organism: Trichogramma pretiosum
Lineage: Eukaryota; Metazoa; Arthropoda; Insecta; Hymenoptera; Trichogrammatidae
Gene: alpha-Catr
Product: alpha-catulin
Exons: 11
Coding region: 160-2553 (797 amino acids)
Biological process (GO): Rho protein signal transduction; cell adhesion
Molecular function (GO): actin filament binding; cadherin binding
Source: RefSeq, a predicted model, not a curated record
GGGUCCUCCUCGGCUUCUCGAGUAUUAUCGGUAGUGUGGAGAGUUUCGGAGAUUCGUAAACAUUGAAAAAAAAACAAAUACAAAAAAAAAAUAGUCGCACAUGUGUGUCGCGUAGUGGUGUUGUUGUUGUUGUUGUUGUUUUAACGUGCGCGGCUAGAAAUGGCGACAGCGACUGAACUUGGUGCUGCAGCUGCCUCGCCAACUUCGAAUUUCGAGACAACGUCGCCGCAAAAUCGCACGAACAUUGAUCAUCAUGCUUCCGCCGACGACACGAACUACUACGAGCAAAUGCGGCUGCUUUGCGAUUUCAAGACUCGCAGCAUCGAGCAAAUCAUCAUGCCGCUCGUCGCCUUGGUAUCAAAACUGAUGCAGCACAGGGACAGGCCGUUUCGAUGCGAUCGGAAUCCAGGAGUGCUCGCACGAGUCGGCCAGGGUGUGAAUCUCGCCGUGGAGAGGUUCGUGACCGUGGCCGAGACCAUAGCCGACGACAAUCCCGACGUCAAGCAGGACAUGUACGAGGCCUGCAAGGAAGCAAGGGUCGCUGGCUCGACCAUCGAGAAAUUAUGCGAGUGCGCGAUCGACGAGACCCUGAUGGAUCGGGAGGCGGUGGUGCGCGCGGCCAAGGGCCUGCUCGGGGCGGUGACGCGGGUGCUGCUGCUGGCCGACAUCACGGUCGUCAAGCAGCUGCUCAUGGCCAAGGACAAGGUGGCGCGCAGCCUGGGCCGCCUCGAGAGCGUGUCCAACUUCACGGAGUUCGUCAAGGCCUUCAGCCAGUUCGGCGCCGAAAUGGUGGAGCUCGCGCACAUGACCGGUGAUCGGCAGAACGAUCUGAAAGACGAGAGGCGCAGGGCGCAGAUGGCUGCAGCGCGCCAAGUGCUCGAGCGCAGCACGAUGAUGCUCCUGACGUCGAGCAAGGCCUGCUUGAGGCAUCCGGAUUGCCCGUCGGCCAAGGAGAACAGGGACACGGUCUUCUGCCAGAUGAGGCGAGCCAUGGAUCUCAUUCAUUACGUCGUUAAGGACGGCGUGCUCGAGAGCAGCGAAUCGACUUACUCUAAUUCACAAAGUCCGCAACAGGAGGACUGGGACAGCAGCACGGUGUUCGCCUCGCUCAAGCAGUUCGAGCGGCUGGUCGAGUCGACGCGGGUGACGCUGCUGAGCGCGGGCUGCCGCGACGCCCUGACCACGGCGCUGGACGUGGUGAUCGAGCGCACCCAGGACUUCACCGACAGCGCCUACACGAGCCACGAGCACCGCGAGAACAUACUGCUGCUCUGCGACCGGGCCAAGCUCGAGCUCAACGCCCUGCUCAGGGUCGGCAAUAGCAUAAAUUUCGACACGUCGAGCAGCGCGUCGCCCAACACGGAACUGGACCAGGCGAUACUGGGCGUGCUGCGGGCCACCCGCGAUCUGCGCCAGCAGCUCUGCCAGACGACCAUGGAGCAGGCCGGCGAUCUCGGCCAGGUCACCAAGGCCGGCCAGGAGCUCGCCCUGACGAUUCGCAACGUCGCCCUCGCGACGGACAUCGAGAGGCUGCAGGAGAGCAGCGAUCGGUUUCACGAGUACUUGGAGCACAUACUCGAGGUUUGCAAACUUCUGCGACACGUCGCUUUAUCGGAAUCGCUUCAAGUUUCGGCCAAGUUUACGGAAAUUAAUUUGAGAAUAUAUGGACCACAAGUAGUGACGGCGGCGCACACGUUAUCGAGGCAUCCGACCAGCAAAAUCGCCAUGGAAAACUUGGAAGUAUUCGCGGACAUGUGGCAGUGGUUGAUGUCGGACGUGACGACGGUAGCUAAAGACGUUUUAGAAUUAUGUCAAAAUCGACCAGAAAAACAAGUCUACAUGUCUCUUCCAAGACCAGGAAAACACGGCACGACGAGCAAGCCGCUGAAGCCCGUGAGGCUCGACAGCGAGGAGCAAGCGAAAAUCGCGAAAUCCGGCCUCGAGAUGAAGCGCAUUACAACGGAGAUGGACGCCGAGACGGAGAAGUGGCAGGGCAACGGCACCCAGCCCGAGCACGAGAACAACGACAUCGUGAAGCGCGCCAAGAACAUGUCCUCGAUGGCCUUCUCCAUGUAUCAGUUCACGCGGGGCGAGGGCGCCCUCAAGACCACCCAAGACUUAUUCACCCAGGCCGAGUACUUCGCCGAGGAAGCCAACAGAUUGUACAAAGUUGUGAGACAAUUCAGCUAUCAGGUACCGGGUGGGCCACACAAAAAGGAACUACUGGAGAAUCUCGACCGCGUCCCGACCUACGUGCAGCAGCUGCAGUUCACCGUGAAAAAUCCCACGGUCGGCAAGGCAGCGACUUUCGUCAAGGUCGACAACGUCAUACAAGAGACGAAAAAUCUGAUGAACGUCAUAUCGAAGGUCGUCACCACCUGUUUCGUCUGCGCCACAAAGUACAAUCUGGAUUUCCGAGGUCUGUCGGCGCGCGGGGCCGGCGGUUCGCCGUACCGGGGCGGAGACGGCUCGGGGGCUGACGGCGACGGAAGCGGUGCGGGCGGCGACGGCAGCAAGGUGGGCUCCGCUCCCGGCAGCGAUCCGUCUGUCUGACAGUUCGGGAUGGCCCGACGGGCCAAGGGGGACGCUCGCCGCACGCGGGUUUCCUUUCUGCUUUUCUAGGCUGCUCGCGUUUCCUGCUCCACGUUGCUUGAUAAUAAUAACGACGUCGCACGCACCGACACCGGCUCGUCGCGAGAUCAACACGCAAAAGCACACACUCGUUAUUAUUAUAUACACGUUUGUUGGCCUAUCUUAUUUAUCGAGGCCUGUGUCUCCACCGCCGUGUGCGAGACACAAUGCCAAAGUAAUGGAGGCCGAUAUCGUUUAUAUUUGCUCGAAGCAAACGUUGUGUGUUGCUGCUACUCGCUGUUUCUCUGCGGCAACCGCGCGCGUUGAUUUAAUGCAUUUGGCAAAUGUAUAGCGGCAUAUCGUGGAGCAUGAAACGGUGCCUUCUGGAAGGUCACUCGAUUGCGGCAUCAGGGCGGUCAAGGGAGUACUUUGUGGCAAGGUCGAAUUUUGUCGCAAGAAUCUCGAAAUUAGUUGACUUGCGAUUUAUGAAUUAUAAUAGCUGCGGAUUUGAAACAGGGAAGCGACAUCGAACGCUGACGAUUUUGCCAUUCGCAUAAUAAUGAUUCUGUCACAAAGAGAUGCUUAUAUAGCGAGUUCCAAUAAAGUGAAUGGCGAUGUACCACGUUUCAGGUUCGAUAUCGUUAUCUUUCCCCGAAACAAUUGUAAAUACAGUAAGCGUCUCAGGGAAAAGAGAACACUCUCGUAUAUAGUUACUACAUAAUGCUAAGAUCACUGUGUACCGUUGAAACACGAUUCAUUUGCUGACGAUUUUCUGCGACUCGCAGUUUUUUCAUAUAAGUAAUUAAAAAAAAUAAAAAACCGAUUUUUUAAGUGAUUCGACUGAUUACGCGAAAGCCUCGAUACACCGAGUUUUCGUGGUGAUGCUCUAUAGUUAAAAAAAUUCGUCCGAAACUUGAUAAAUGAAUUUGAUAGAACAAUGAAAAUUGCAGCUCAACACUACCAUAAACGAAACGUUUGAAAUUAUAACGGUAUAAAGUUGCUUUAUUAUUAAGCUAACGUCGCUACGAGAGGGACUAGAAUUCAGGGAAAAUCGUCGACAAAUUGAUCAGUAACCAAACAAACAAAAAAAUCGAGCUUCUAUCGUGCAACCUACUCUUUCAUUUGUAUGAUGAAACCAUUGAUUACUAUUGAUCGAAAGGAACGUCCACAAAUGUUUUAUAAAUAUUAAUGUAUAAACUCCACGUUAUAGAAUAAUUUUUAUGACAAAUAUUGUAAAUAAUAGAUAUAUAUAAUGUACAAUUUAAGUAUUAUACAUGGUAAAUCAAAACAAUAUGUAAAAUAAAAAAACACAAAACAGUGAACUGAAUAAACUUUUACGAAUUAAGGGGCGAUGAGAUGAAAGUGAGCGGUGUAAAAAUCCAACAUUUGAAGAAAUUAUUAAAUUUAGUCGUAUUCGAACAACUUUACAGAACUGAAGUAAAAUAAUUUAUUUAAUUAACUUGCUAUUACAUGCGGAAAGUUUUUAAUGACAAAAAAUUGAUUUAUUUGUAUCAUACUAAAAUUUAUUUCUAUAAGAACAAAAAUUAUUUGGUUCUCACAUCAUAAAAUAAGUCAUUUUUGUGUUGGCUUCAUAUUAAUUGUUAAAUUAUAAUAAAUAUAUGGAAAUUUGGAUGAGAAUUAGUUUAAUUGAAACACAAUUGUCAAAGAAACAAAACUAUUUUCACAAAAAUAGUUGCAAAAGCUGAAGUAAAAAUAAGAAUUUUUAAUAAUUUUAUAGUAAUCUUAUUUUUUUGAUUGUAUUGAAGUUAUUUAGAUAAUCUCGAGCUGUUUAAAAAAUGUUUCAUUUAUCACUGUUGAAAAUUUUUAUUUUUAUUCUGGCGUUGACAUAGUUUUCAUGAUUGUAAGAAAAAUUAAUUGUUAUACACCAUGCGUUUAAUAAGAAUCAGAAUAUAUACAUUGUUACAUCCGGUUGUACAAAUUUCCUAGAAAGUUCCUAGGUAAUUAUUAAAUAAUUUAGCGAACUGAUCUCAUUUUUAUUAACUACGUCACUAGCGAGAUUAGAUAUUGUUCUAAAUAAUUAUAUUAGUAUAUAUAAAAAUGUGCUUAUCACUGAAAAUUCAAUUUUUUGAAUUUAAAAAUAUAUUUGCUUUUUACACAGAUUACAUGAUACAUUCAAAUCACAAGUUUUUUAAAAUAUAAUAUUCAAAUUAUAGAAACUAGGGUUAAUAUUUGAAAUAAUUUGAUAGCAAACGCUGACAAAAAUUUUAUAUUUCAAUCUAAAAAAAGAAAGAAUUUCGCUUGCUUAAAAAAGCUCAACGUACAAUUGAUAUGUGUGUAAUUGCUUUUCAAUAAAUGUCUUAAAUUAUUAAUUCAAACGAGAAAGUUUAUGCUCAUCAACAUGGUGCUCUAAACAGAAUACUUAUUUCUUGCGCGAAUAAUUUUUAGCAAUUUUUUUUCAUUUGGUUGUAAGAAACUGUUAGACCCAAAACACGCUUGUGAAGUGAAUGAAAAAAAUUUCGUCAUGAAUUUUCACUAUAAAUACGGUAUAGUUACAGCUUUUGUUUGAAAAUAAAAUAAAAAUUACUGACAGAUACAAUAAUAAAUCGGUAUUUUCUAAAUGUCAUAGUUGUAAUGAUUGUAAAUUAACACGUUAUUGCUCGACAUACAUUUUUACGUAGAAUUAAAAAGUAUAAGCUAUUCAAAUGCGACGCAUAAUUAAUUUAUUAUAUUUAAUCGAUAAUAACUAUUUUCUCGCGAGUUUUCUACGACGAUAUGUAAUUAAAAAUAUUCUUGAUAUGAUCCUGUACCGUGAUAAAGUUUUUGCUGGACAUAUCUGUUAAAUGAGAUCUUUGAUUGUUCCAUUAUGUGAAAAUUGGGUAUUUAGUGAUAAUAUUUGUAAAGUUCCACAAUUUUUUCUUACUGUAACAAUAAAUUCUUCAAUCAUUAAAUUUCGAAUGAUCUUAGCAUUGAUAAAUUAUCGAUUGAUUGUAUCAUAUAGAACAAAGACAGUGGAAAAAUUAGUAAACUAUGUUGAAAACAGAGCUAUAUUACCGAUAAAAAAUCGUUUUAAACGAUUUUGUGCCUAUAGUUAUGUAGUUGAAUAAAAAUUUCUUUACUGAAGUAUACAUAAGUCAAAAGUAUUUAAGAAUCUUGUUUUGUAUUUAAUUCAAAAAUGGUAGUCGCAUUUUUGAUAGAAUUGAACAUUUUUCAAAUGACAAUUUUAAUAGAGCUUAUAAACUUUUGAAAGUACUAAGUUUGUUUCAAAAAAAUACGUAAAAUAUUGUUCAAAUUUAUAUACAUAGAAUCAAAAUAAAAUGUUAAUCGACACCUUUAAUAUGAAGCUGUUCCAAAUAUAGAACCAAUGACAAUCGUAUUUGUUUUAUAAGAGUUAAAAAUUGCAAGUGAAAGGCGUUAUCUGACAGGGAAAAAUCUAAUCCGAUUUUGAAUUGAAAUAUUGUUCGACAUCAUGCCUUCAAAUAUUUGGACGAUAGAUUCAUUUAUGAAUGAUUUUCUUCAUUUUAAAUAAUUUCAUUCGUGCAAAAAAUAUCUUUUUCGUUUGCAGACGUAAAAGUAGCAUAAUCUAGGAGUUGCUUUUCAAAACACAAAAAAAAAUAAACGCCUCAAUACCAAAUGAAAUACAUUUAAUGGAUUUUAGCUUGCAUCAUAACUCAUUAAACGCACAUCGAUACCGUUAAUAUAAGCUUUAAAAAUUGCAAUCUUCCCUAAACUGCGAGUCUGAUUGAAUUUUUCAGUUAGUUUUUUUUUUCAAAUUUGAAUGAUUUUUAUUAGCUACAUUAUAAAAUUACUAUCACACUGAAACAAAUAUUUGCUUCAUAAAAUUUUUACACGUUGCUAUGAUAUAAUGAUUGUUGUUUGAAUUACAAAAUACCAAUAUUUGAAUUGUAAAUUGUAAGGAAAGAUUGUACUGAUUGAAUUACAUAUACGAGAUUAAGGCAUUGUAAAUACCUAAAUUGUUUAAAUACAAGACAAAUCGACUGAUGCUUUACCAAUAAUUACAUAAAUGAAUGAAUGUAUAUAAUAAAUGUGUAUAAAUAUUGAAAUAAAUAAGAAAAGAAAUUAUAUAUGAAUAAAUGCUUAUGUAAACUAAGUAAGAAGCAAGGAUGAUACACAAUUCCAAGUUAGAUAAAUGUGAUGGAAAAAUUAUAGAAAAGCGUAGAAAAAUUUAUGAUGGUUCUAAGAAUAUAUUUUGGAAACAGUUAAUGUAUGUGAAAAGAAUAGAUGUUUUCCAUUGACAUAGAUCGUUCUCCUUUGUAUGAGUGCUUUAUAUAAAUCAACAACUAUUCUCCAUCAUUAUUAUAAAGUAUGAGCAUUGGUGAGUGUUCAUUUCACUCGAAUAAAAAUUUGAGCCAGCCAAUCGCUUUGUUCUUUCGUUCAUCUUCAUCUAUUGAAUGUUUUCGAUCUCAACAAAAAGAUCUCAUGCAAAAUACAGGAGUAAAAAAAAGAUUUCCAACUGUCUUUUUAUGAAAAUUUCUCUGUUGUAAUAUGGAAAAUGUGUCUGUUUAAAAAAAUUGUAUUAGAUGGAAACAAUUAAUAUUGUAAAUGAAACUAUAGUCUUCCUGUCAACGCUUGGAGUAAUGUUUCUCGAGCUCAUAACAUCUUCUCUUCUUUGACACAUCAAAGAAAUCUCGGAGUCAUGCUAAACAAAACAAAUACCUACACAAAACAGAAUACAUGGAUAAUAAAAUCGAACCUUUAUGUGUAAAAUUGUAAUCGUGACAUAGUUUACUAAGAUUUUGCUGGCAAAAAAUAAAAGAUAAAUCGUACUUAAUUAAGAGAAUGUUUCGAUGUAUAACAAUGUAAAUGAUGGAUCUAUUGGUUUUUUUUGAGUGUGAUGGAAUUCGAAAGAAAGAUAUAACGAAUACCUAUCGUAAAUAAAUUUCAUACUUCGUAUUCUAGCAUUAUUUCAUCAUGUAAGAAAAAUACCGUACUUAUAAAGAGAGAAAAGAGCU